CAACUUUUAUUUGAGGUUAAACGUCUUAAGUCAAUCGUAUAAUAAAUAAUGCUUUUUUAGUAAUUUAGCGAAAACAUGGAUUAUUUAGAAGAGCAGAAAAACGAAGUAGAAGCUUUGGAAUCAAUUUACUAUGGAGAUUUCCAAGUUAUAUCUACGGAACCGAUGACUUUCUCGAUUCCAAUCAAAACAGAGGAGUUCGAACUGGAUAGUGGUAACGGUAUAAGCUGCGAGCUAGUUGUCACAUACACCCCUAAAUAUCCCGAAGAGAAACCUAUCAUAGAAUUACAAGAUAUAGAGAAUCUAAACAACGAAUAUGAAGAACAAUUGUUAGAGUAUUUAAAUGAACAGAUAACCGAAAACUUGGGUAUGGUUAUGGUGUUUACGUUGGUGUCCAGUGCACAGGAGUGGUUGAACGUGAAAUGGGAGGAGGUUAAAAAGGAAAACGACGAUAGAUUAGCCAGAAAGUUGAAGGCAGAGGAGGAAGCAGAGCAAAAGAAGUUCGACGGAACUAGAGUUACAGUAGAGGCUUUUAUGAAAUGGAAAAAAUCGUUCGAAGACGAGCUGGGAAUAACGAAGAAGAAGCUUUCGAUGGAGAAAGAAGGCCGGAAACUCACCGGCAGGGAACUGUUCAUGACCGAUAACACUCUCAACGAAUCGGAUUUGAAGUUCCUGGAUGAAGGUGAUGCCGUUAAAGUCGACGAGUCCCUCUUUCAAGACCUCGAAGACCUGGAUAUCGAUGAUGAAGACGAUGAAGAUUUCGAUCCAAAUAAUUUUAGUGAUUCAUCCGAUUAGAUUAGAUUUUUUUUAAUUGUUGCUCUAUUUUGAGAAAUUGUAUGCUAUAUGAAAUUUAAU
This is a messenger RNA of Phyllotreta striolata, 852 nucleotides long. The record is from the annotation of a GenBank genome assembly. Lineage: Eukaryota; Metazoa; Arthropoda; Insecta; Coleoptera; Chrysomelidae.